Messenger RNA from Pseudoliparis swirei, 1863 nucleotides. RefSeq names its product homeobox protein Nkx-2.5-like. Gene Ontology annotation, cellular component: nucleus. The record is from RefSeq and is a predicted model, not a curated record. Gene Ontology annotation, molecular function: RNA polymerase II cis-regulatory region sequence-specific DNA binding; DNA-binding transcription factor activity, RNA polymerase II-specific. The transcript is spliced from 2 exons. The coding region runs from base 340 to 1353 and encodes 337 amino acids. Gene Ontology annotation, biological process: cell differentiation; regulation of transcription by RNA polymerase II. NCBI's taxonomy places the organism in Eukaryota, Metazoa, Chordata, Actinopteri, Perciformes, Liparidae.
CCCACCUUCCCGAACGCUUCCCUUCCAGCCUCCACGCUGCACUUUCCAUUUCGCACUCCCCUCCCCCUGGCUGACAUCAGAGGGGCUGAGGCGCCGCGUCGCCUCGGCCCGGACUCCACUCCGCGUCAGUCGGGAGAGAGAGGAGAGCCGCGUGGACGCGCCCGGGACGAGAGUGCACAUGUUCCGUGCGUUUUAGAGUGCCAUGAGGGAUUCCAGAGGCUUUACGCACCUCCGCUUCCCAAAGAAGAGGCUUUUACGCACACACACUUGUUAAGGGAAGAAGAGUGGGAAAGGAGAGGGAGAAGGAGUGGGAGAAGGAGAGGGAGAAGGAGCGCGUGCAUGUUACUCGGUGGGCUUCAUUUCCACGGCGCUGCAGAGCCGCAGCUGGAGGACAUGAUGCUGCACAGCCCGCUCACCUCCACGCCGUUUUCUGUCAAGGAUAUCCUGAAGCUGCAGCAGCAGGCCGGGUCCCUGGAGCUCCAGCACCGGCAGCGGCAGUUCCAAACCCCGCCGUCCUGCAUGCUCGCCGGGGCCCGGGACAGCAGCCCUCCCUUCUCGGACGGAGAGGACAGCCUGGCCUACCUCGGGGCGCUGGCGGCGCGCGAGGAGGAGCGGGGGGACCCCGGCAUGUCCCCGGACAUGUACGUGCACCCGGGCCUGCAGGGGGCCAAGCCGGAGGCCGCGGACCCGGACGAGCAGGAGAGCAAGAGCUGCGCGCUGGCGGCCCGGGAAGAGGCGUCGGAGGGCGGGCAGGGCCACGCGGAGCGGCCGGCGGCGCAGAAGCAGCGCAGCCGCCGCCGGCCGCGGGUCCUCUUCUCCCAGGCGCAGGUGUUCGAGCUGGAGCGGCGCUUCAAGCAGCAGCGCUACCUGUCCGCGCCGGAGCGCGAGCACCUGGCCAGCACCCUGAAGCUCACCUCCAACCAGGUGAAGAUCUGGUUCCAGAACCGCCGCUACAAGUGCAAGCGGCAGCGGCAGGACAAGUCCCUGGAGGCGGCGGCGGCGGGGGGCCCGCAGCAGCAGCAGCACCCUCCGCCGCCGCCCCGGCGCGUCGCCGUGCCGGUGCUGGUGCGCGACGGGAAGCCGUGUCUCGGCGGCGGGCAGAGCUAUGCGGCCGCCGCCGCCCCGUACGGAUCCAGCCCGUACGGUUAUAACGGAUACCCGGCGUACACGUACAGCAGCCCCGCGUACAACAGCAACUACAGCUGCACGUACAGCAGCCUCCCCACGCUCCCCCCGGCUGGCUCCGCCAACGCCUUCAUGAACAUGAACUUGGGGGCCGUGAGCGGCUUCGGCGGCUCCCCGACGCACCCGGGCACCGCGGUCACGUCGUGCCAGGGGAUCCGGGCCUGGUAGCCUCAGCGCAACUAUACACUGUCUCCUUUCUAAAUGUAUGGAGCUCUUAUUGUGGCUCAGAACACAACAUCUUAGAAGUGUGUCAACUUCUGUAUUGUGUAUAUAAUGGAUGAGAUUUUGGAUUCACCGGAAUGUUCGCGCACGUGUCCGGCUGUUGGACUGUAACACAGCCGAGAGGAGUGCGCUGGAGGCCGGGUGUCACGCGCGUGAACUGUCCCAUGUCACGCGCGUAAACUGUGCCAGUUUGGGUGAAAUGUCCUGGUCGUCCAGCAGUAGUUCGGUGCUCUGUUGGGCUGAUACUGACGCACAUGGGGCCAGAUUUACGCACAAACGCGCGUAAUUUCUCCUCAUUUGAACAACAAAAAGAUCAUUCGUUUGUUUUUAACCUUUUGGAGACAUUUAAUUUGUACAUUGUUUUUAUUUUGGUUCGACAGAGAAAUUGUUUUAGUCUAUUUCACAUCUAUUCAAAUAAAUCAGAGAAAGAAGAAAAAUAAAGAAAGAAUUAAGGUG